This is a messenger RNA of Fusarium musae, 2268 nucleotides long. RefSeq lists its product as uncharacterized. The coding region runs from base 1 to 2268 and encodes 755 amino acids. Gene Ontology annotation, cellular component: membrane. The record is from RefSeq and is a predicted model, not a curated record. Lineage: Eukaryota; Fungi; Ascomycota; Sordariomycetes; Hypocreales; Nectriaceae. The transcript is spliced from 4 exons.
AUGUCGGACCCUGCAGACAGACCUGCGACUACUGAGUCGCAACGAAAUCCUUAUGCGUCGGCCAGCCGCUGGCGUCACCAGGAAUCAUCUGCUUAUGCUGCGCAUGCUUCACAGCUCACUGGCGAUGGCGCACCACGAGACCCUCACCAAACGACUGGUAAUGUGGGCGAGCUUACAGACUUCCUCAACCAGUCCCGCAUUGAACCAGAAGACGAUAACCGUGACACGGAAAAGUAUAGACCCAUUACCGCCGCCGCUGGUGAUAUAAAUGGAGGCAUUGCAGGUGACAAUGUAGGCCAGAGCCAUGCUGGCCCAGGCGCCCGUGGAGAAAAUGCCCCUGACGGGAAGACCAUCGUGUGUGGUCCUCUUCUAAACUACCGUCGUAUGAACGAGGGACGAUGGUAUGGGAGCGUUCUCAUAGUCGUGGAAGGUGGUGGCAAAAUUCCCCUGGACCAGCCUCACUUGUCCCUGAAGCAAGUCGUUCAGCCCCAAGAGGGUGGCUCUCCAGGCCAGGAACCGACAAAUGGGGCUCAAGAGGAGGUACGUGUUGAUGGGAAAUGUCUUUACUCGGAUCCGCGCAACACCUUCUGGGCUUUCGAUAUCAGUGUCCCAAUUCAAGCUACAGAGGCCAGCUAUGAAUAUGCUUUGCCCGCACUACGCUUCUCCACCGAGCACAAGCCCCGAGUCAACAGGUUUUUUGUCCCUGCAAAGACCGAGUCCAUGCGUAUCAUGUUCCACUCGUGCAACGGUUUCAGUGUUGGAACCGACGAGGAGGCCUGGAGCGGACCGGCGCUGUGGAACGACGUGGCACGAAAGCAUCGCGAGAUCCCUUUUCAUGUCAUGGUUGGCGGUGGUGACCAGAUUUACAACGAUGGCAUUAGAGUUGAUGGUCCUCUCCGCCCAUGGACUGAUAUAAGUAAUCCCAAGAAACGUAGAGAGUACCCGUUCCCAGAGACAAUGCGAGCAGAAUGCGACGACUAUUACCUCAAAAACUAUAUUCGCUGGUAUAACACUGACCCCUUUGCUGGUGUCAAUGGACAGAUCCCCCAGAUCAAUAUCUGGGAUGAUCACGACAUCAUUGAUGGAUUCGGCUCCUAUGUCGAUAAUUUCAUGCAGUGUGAUGUAUUCCGCGGUAUUGGCGGCACUGCUCAUAAAUAUUACAUGCUCUUCCAACAUCAUAUGCCACCUCCUGCGUCGACUUAUACUUCUGACCAUGCCGCCCUUGAGAAAGCAAAUCAAGGACCUGACCCUAACCAACUGAUGGAUACCUACGUUGCACCCAUGUUUGAGUCCCCUGAGUAUAUAGUCGGCGAUCACCCAGGCCCAUACGUUGCUGAGCGCUCAUUCAACAUCUAUACACGCCUCGGUGCCCGUAUUGCUCUGCUGGGCAUUGAUGCUCGAGUAGAGCGCUUGACAUGGCUCGAAAACAUCUUCCGCAGUCCUGUUAUGGGUCCUAUCAAAAUCCUCAACAAACGGUUUGGACUCGGUGGAAGUCUUUUCAACCAGUUCGACGGCAGCAUCGAUCUUCUGGAUGAUCUUGAUGACCAUUACACUGCCAGGACACACAAGAAGGAAAGACGAGAACUGAUGGUUGAACUUCAAAAAAUAUCUGCCGAGUUCAACAUACGUGUGACGAUCCUUGGAGGUGAUGUUCACCUUGCUGCACUGGGUCGUUUCUACUCCAACCCAAGUCUGAAGAUUCCGGCUGAAGAGGACCAUCGUUACAUGGUCAACGUUAUCUCGUCAGCCAUUGUCAAUAAGCCACCACCAACGGCUGUAGCAAACCUCCUGGCCAGGAGGAACAAGAUCCACCAUUUGAAUGCUAAGACGGAUGAGACCCUGUUGGAUCUGUUCAACAAAGACCCGGGCGACUCAAAUAAGACGGCCAACCACAACCACUGCACAAUGCCAAGCCGGAACUUUGCAACCAUUACCGAAAACUCACCCAACAAUUCGGAAUCCCCCAAUGGCAGCGAUGGCGAGAACGGGACGGAGGCAUUAGAGCAGAACUUCCUGGGCAACGAUGGCCAUAAGGUACUUCACAUGGGAGAGCUUCAGGCUGGAACAACACACAAGGCAGCAUCGAGACAAUCCCAUGGCAGGUCCAAUGACGGAACACUUGACAUAUGUAUCAACGUGGAGAUCAACCAGCAUGACAAGGAGGGACGAACCGAGAUGUACGGCUUGACGGUACCAUUGCUCAACUACCGACAGCGAGACGAGCCCAUGACGCCCAGAGAGUCGGUCGCGUCAGGCAGCCAGCAUUAG